CACACCCCUGCUCGCUGCCUUCCGCCGUCCCGCAGCCUCGCGCCGCGCGCCUCCUGCCGACCCCCGCGCGCCCCGGCCGGACGAACAGCGGGCCCCCGCGGUGGGCGCCAUGCAGCGGGCGCGCCCCGCGCUCUGGGCCGCGGCGCUGACCGCGCUGGCGCUACUCCGCGGGCCGCCGGCCGCACGGGCCGGCGCGGGUUCGGCGGGCGCGGGCCCCGUGGUGCGUUGCGAGCCGUGCGACGCGCGCGCUCUGGCGCAGUGCGCGCCGCCGCCCGCCGCGUCCGCGUGCUCCGAGCUGGUGAGGGAGCCGGGUUGCGGUUGCUGCCUGACGUGCGCGCUGCACGAGGGCCAGCCGUGCGGCGUCUACACCGAGCGCUGCGGCGCCGGCCUCCGCUGCCAGCCGCAGCCCGGUGAGCAGCGCCCGUUGCAGGCGCUGCUGGACGGCCGCGGGCUCUGCGCCAACGCCAGCGCCGCCGGCCGCCUGCGCGCCUACCUGCUGCCAGCGCCGUCCGCGCCAGGUGAGCCGGCCGCCCCUGGAAACAGCAGUGAGUCGGAGGAAGACCACAGUGCAGGGAGCGUGCAGGGCCAGGCUGUCCCCAGCACGCACCGGGUGCCCGACGCCAGGCUCCAGCCCCUGCACACCAAGAUAGACGUCAUCAAGAAAGGGCACGCCAAGGACAGCCAGCGCUACAAGGUGGACUACGAGUCCCAGAGCACCGACACCCAGAACUUCUCCUCUGAGUCCAAGCGGGAGACGGAAUACGGGCCGUGCCGCCGGGAGGUGGAAGACACGCUAAACCGACUCAAGUUCUUGGACAUGCUUAGCCCCAGGGGCAUCCACAUCCCCAACUGUGACCGGAAGGGUUUCUACAAGAAGAAGCAGUGCCGCCCUUCCAAGGGCAGGAAGCGAGGCUUCUGCUGGUGUGUGGACAAGUACGGGCAGCCACUUCCCGGCUUCGACGCCCGGGGGAAAGGCGACAUUCACUGCUACAGCAUGGACAGCAAGUAGACGCUGCUCACCACGUGCACCGGGGGGCUGGGCCCCGGGGCCGCAGCGGCGUGUCUGGGGAAGCGGGAACAGACCCCGCAGGAGGGUGCAGGGGGCCCCCGACCCACCUGUGGCAAGCAGCCCUGGGGAAACAGGGCCUGGGGUCAGGUUGUCUCAGAGGCACUUGGAGUCCCUUGGAAGACCUUGGACUUGGACCUGUGCACGGUCACACCCAUGCACACAGGGAAGUCCGACAGCCAGCCUUCCCGGCACGGCUGCCACUGACUUGUCCUCACAGGCAGACUGUUGGAAACCACGAGGACUUGUGAAAGGAACGUGCUUCCCACUCACAAGUGUGGCUGGUUUUUCUCUGUAAAACGUAACAGAUAUUUUGAUAGUCUGUGAUUGAUACCAUUGUAAUAAAGUUUAUUUUCACUUAACACAAAAAUGAGAUUUUAAAUGA
Molecule: messenger RNA, 1451 nt
Organism: Enhydra lutris kenyoni (northern sea otter)
Lineage: Eukaryota; Metazoa; Chordata; Mammalia; Carnivora; Mustelidae
Product: insulin like growth factor binding protein 3
Exons: 5
Coding region: 110-1009 (299 amino acids)
Biological process (GO): regulation of insulin-like growth factor receptor signaling pathway
Cellular component (GO): extracellular region
Molecular function (GO): insulin-like growth factor I binding; insulin-like growth factor II binding; fibronectin binding
Source: RefSeq, a predicted model, not a curated record